Messenger RNA from Rhipicephalus microplus (southern cattle tick), 8504 nucleotides. It is a transcript of the gene Klp68D, whose product is annotated as kinesin-like protein 68D. The record is from RefSeq and is a predicted model, not a curated record. Lineage: Eukaryota; Metazoa; Arthropoda; Arachnida; Ixodida; Ixodidae. Gene Ontology annotation, biological process: microtubule-based movement. Gene Ontology annotation, molecular function: microtubule motor activity; ATP binding; microtubule binding.
CGGAGGGGAGGGGCUCGAAAAAAAUGUACGAAGAAAUAACGAGAAAUCACAGGCCAACGCACAGGCUCUUACGGGUUGUACAACGACGGGAGGCUCCGCGCCGUCAUGGCUGGUGGUGGACCGUGAUCCUCGUCCAAAUCGGGGAUUGCCCACCAUGACUCCACGACCGCACUGACGUAAAAGAGCCCUUCACAUAAGCAUCGGCAACUUUUAGCGGCUUGAAGAGAUGGGCAAAACUGUAGAUAUGGCAAGGUCGGCAAAGUCAGAAUCUGUCAAAGUCGUCGUCAGGUGUCGACCACUCAGCGUGCAGGAAAUCGCUGAUGGCCAUGAAAGGAUUGUUGACCUGUAUCCGGACACCGGCGUAGUGACUAUACGAAACUUUAAAGCAGGGGAUGCCGAUUCUGUGAAGCAAUACACCUUUGAUGCAGUCUACGAUUGCAACUCGAAACAGAUGGAUCUCUACGAUGAGACAUUCAGGCCUUUGGUUGACUCUGUGCUCCUGGGAUUCAAUGGCACAAUUUUUGCAUAUGGCCAGACUGGCACUGGGAAGACUUACACUAUGGAAGGAAUUCCGAACAACCCCGAGUGCCGUGGUGUCAUUCCCAAUUCCUUCGAGCACAUCUUCAGCCAUAUUGCAAGAUCUCAUAAUCAGCAGUACCUUGUCAGGGCUUCGUAUCUAGAGAUUUAUCAGGAGGAGAUCAGAGACUUGAUCUCAAAGGACCAGUCAAAGCGGUUGGAACUGAAAGAGAGACCUGACACGGGAGUUUACGUUAAGGACUUAUCUUCAUUUGUGUGCAAGAGCAUCAAGGAGAUUGAGCACGUCAUGGCAGUUGGAAACCAGAAUCGAUCUGUAGGGGCUACAAACAUGAACGUACACAGUUCAAGAUCACACGCUAUAUUCAUAAUCACAGUGGAGCACAGCGACCUCGGACCGGAUGGCAAGCACCACAUCCGUGUGGGGAAGCUUAACCUCGUUGACUUGGCUGGCAGCGAGAGACAAGCCAAGACAGGAACAUCUGGUGAUCGGCAAAAAGAAGCCAUCAAGAUCAACCUCUCGCUUUCUGCGCUGGGCAACGUCAUAUCAGCGCUAGUGGAUGGGAAAAGUUCCCACGUGCCUUACAGGGACUCAAAACUUACGCGGCUACUACAAGACUCACUUGGUGGCAAUGCCAAAACCAUCAUGGUUGCCAACGUCGGCCCAGCGAGCUACAACUACGAGGAGACGCUGACGACGCUAAGGUACGCCAACCGCGCGAAGAACAUCAGAAACAGGCCGCGUGUGAACGAGGACCCCAAGGAUGCAUUGCUGAGGGAAUUCCAGCAGGAGAUAUCAAGGUUAAAGGCCCAACUGGCAGCUCGAGACGUCAAAAAGAAAAAGAAACGACCCUCGUCCAAGGAGGUGUCACUCGGAGCAGACGACUUGACCGACGGCGACGCGGACGACGAUCGUGCCACGUCACCGUCGUCCAUGCAGCUAACGCUGGACGAGGAAAGGGUGGCCAUCUUGAAUGAUCACAGCCUUAUAGCAGAGGAGCGGGAACGCCUGUUGGGCGAGGUUCAAAAGCGGCAGGAGCAGCUGCUACGGGAGCAGGAGGCGGCCGACAAGCUGGCCCUGAAGGUUCGGGCGAUGGAGAGCAAGCUCCUGUCAGGCGACAAGAACAUCGUCGACCACACCAACGAGCAGCAGAGGGCCCUCGAGCAGAGGCGCCAGGAGAUCGCCGAGCAAAAGAGGCGUGAACGGGAAAUGCAGCAGCAGCUCGAAAUGCAAGAGGAAGGCACCUCAGAGAUAAAAGAGACGUAUACGUCACUCCAGCAGGAGGUCGACAUCAAGACGAAAAAGCUCAGAAAGCUGUUUGCAAAGCUACAGUCAGUGAAGACCGAAAUUCAGGACCUCCAGGAGGAGCACUCGAAAGAACGCCGCGACCUCGAACAGACUCAAAACGAACUUACCAAGGAACUCAAGCUCAAAUACCUCAUCAUCGAAAACUUCAUUCCACCUGAAGAGAAAGUGAAGAUUCUUUCGCGAGUCGUCUACGACGAAGAUGAAGAUCAGUGGGCCUUGCUGCCGCUGUCCGAAGUUCCGGGGGCUAUGGAGCCAUUGAGACCACCUUCGGCCAAGUCAAGCCUCAAGUCAAAGGGCGAGCACAUCCUACAGGUGGAACUGGACAUGCCCGUGCGAACGACACGAGACUACAAUGCCCCUGCCAUGUCGCCACACCUCAAGGCCGUCCUGGACGAUGCCCUGAGAGAAGAGGAAGACCUCGACAUCGAUGCCAGUCUAAGCAUCUUUCAACUGCGCGGUGAACCGAGACAAUACGGAAGGGAGAAAAGCCAUCGCUCUAGGUCAAAAUCGGCACGCCACCGCCAUCAGGAGCCACAGGACUUGGCUUCCGAGGUGGCUUCGUCCACGGCGAGCAUUUGUUACCCUGAGUCUAGAGGACUGGUGCCCAAGUGAAUGUCAGAGCCCCUACAGGAUCCACAGAAGACGGCCACUUUCCUACUGCUAGUGCAACUCCUGCUCUUCUUUGCCGCUUGCCUAGAGUGCUCGCUGCGCCGAUGAAUCUGCCACGUUGCGAUGGCCUAACCUGUUGCGUCCUUGCAUGCAUUGCGACGGCAGAACCCAUCACAACUUCGGUUUAGCAUGCAUUACGCAUUAUAACAGAGGAAGUUGUCACUGCUCAGCAUGUAUUGUGAUGUAUUGUGAUGGUAGAACUCGUCACUGGCUUGGCAUGCAUUGAAGGGAGCGGAAACCUAGUUCCCAUUUGCGGACCCCGGCGAUGGUCCGUUUAUGCAUCUAGCUUUGAGUUGUCGAAACCAAACUCAAACUAGUUUUUCAGGUGUGUAGGAACGAGCGUGCAUCAAAGCUCAAAAGAAGUUCUGGUUGGUUCUAAAGAGGUAUGAACAAGAACUAGAUGACAACAUCCUCUACGGCGAAGCUUGCAUGUGCAGUGACACUGCCCAGCUAAGGCAUGUGAACUCCUUGAAAAAAGCCAUCAUCACAAAACGCAGAUUUGUGGGAAGAUUUAGCAUGAAAACCAUAGACGCCUCACGUAUUCGCUUAAAUGUGACGAAAGCACUGCACCUGACAGAACAUUCAGCGCAGAGGCCACGUCACAAGUUCCCACACCGUGGAUGUUGCCUUCACGUAUCUUCAGUAGCAGAGAUUGCUUCGUAACACUGAUAGGUAAUAACGACCAAAUUAUACCAAACUGGCCAACCGACAUAAAUCUGCAUGCUGGGACAAUUUUCUUUUCCUGCACACUUGUGCAUCCUCGCAUUAUCUUCUCCCCAAUUGUGCACACUUCAAUUUCACGUUUCAAAAAAUCGACAUACGGAGAUGAACCAGCUCUAAUGUCAUGUUUUUAAUGUAGCAUAAGCAGCAUGUUGAGACACGUUAGCAGCUUAGCACCCUGUUAGAAGAACACGCCUGCUUUCAGUUCAGACUUGAUGUUCACUGCAGUUGCAAGUAGAAACAAGAAUGAUGCGCUGUACAGCAAAGCUGACAGUCAUACGGAUGAGUUGGUGACUAAUCAUAGCAAGGUGUACACGUGUCCGUGAUGCAGCAUGCAAGAUAACACACAGAGACAAGAGUGAGUGUUCUCUUUAUCCAGGUCUCAGUAUUCCUCUUGUUCGAUGCAGCACCUCACUCACAAAUUACUCUCAAGCCUGCUUAUAACAAAGUCACAUCAGCAACAAAAAUAACUUUGUUAUAUCCAAAAAAAGUUCGUUAUAGAUGUUUAACAUUGGCACUGUAUUUAUUGCAAGGCUAUGCUACAUUUACUUCGUUAUAACUGAUAAUUCGUUAUAUAUCAAGGUUUGCAGUGAACUAAGAUGUUCUGUGGAGCUGCAUGAAGGGGGAGCCAAUGCCAUCUAUACUACAUCUCGUAUCCAGAAGGAGCCAGAUUUUUCCGGAUGUUUCGGUGGCCUUAAGUUUGCUCAUACUCAGCACCUCUGUUCUUACUAACAACUCAUAAACUGUACUGUGUGCAUGUCGAAACCCAGCCACAUUGCUUUGCAAGGUGCACUCUUGCGCACCAUAUAAUGUUUUAUGACACGUGACGUUUACACCACGUUAGGAAAAAGUGUAGAUGAGGUACUCCUCUGCGACCUGAAUGCACAGAGAAAAAGUUUUUUCUUUUUUUUUAAUCCGUAAGGUUGUCUCGAAACAUUCUGCUUAGUGCGAAAUACUAGUUUUCGGAAAAGAAAAAAAAGUGAUGGGAUACGGUGGUCUGUACCAUAUAUGAAACAUUCCAGAGUACCGAUUGUAGUUCAGUUUCGUGACACCAGCAAAAUUGCGCGAGACCUGUGUGUACUUUUAAAAUUGUCAGUAAGGGUCGGUCAUGUAUGCAUGUCCUUUUGUGGUCCUUAAGGCGCAUUUUUCAUAAGCAUACAUGUAUUGAUGUACAAUGUGCUGCUUUUUUUCUAAGAUAAAAAGCUACUGAGUGUUUAUGUAACAAAAAUUGUCGUGUCAAGAGAUUACCUAAGUCAAAACCGGUAUGAUGCAUUCCACAGUUUAGUGUUUCACUAUUUCAUAAAAAUCACAGCUUAACUGUGCCUGACGAUAACAAUAUUUUAGCAAGCCAUACAUCGGUGGUGUGAAUGUUGUGCUGCAAGUCCACUCACAUAGAAGCAGCACUUAGUCCAUGAGUGAACUUAUAGGUUGGGGGAAACAUCUUUGUAAUAGAGGCCAUGUUGUUUGCAUUUGGCUGCUUUGAUGCACUUGUGACCGUUCCCAUUGCCAGCCAGUCGAUCGAAUCCAUUCCGUUUCUUGACUGCGCGUAACAACAGGAAUACGCUCUUGUAUUUGCAUAGUGUAAAUGCUAGUUAUUGUGAAAUGUACGAUUAUGAUGAUCAACUAGUUGCUGUCUGUAUUUGCAGCAUCACACUGUGAAUGUGUAUUUGUUAACUCUGUGUAAGUGUACCACACUCUUGAGAAUCCUGCUAUGCUUCAAGACACUGAGCUAAGAUGAAAGGUAGUAACAUAUUGGACAUUUAAGAAAAGAAAAAACCCUCGAGGACGUUGUAAAGUGCGCAAGCUUUUUAGGCAUCGCUUUGGUACUGCUCAUAUCAAUUUUUCCGCUAUGGCGAAGCUCGAGCUGUGAUAAGCAGCAGCCAAAGGUCUAAAUAGAGAUAAGCGCAUUACCUGUGUACAGCUAGGUAGCAGUUAUUGUAAGUACAUAUUUGCGUGCUUUGACGGUGGUUGUUGUAGCCCUUUCCUAUUAUUGUACUUGGUUUUAGUACUUAACGAACCAUGCUCAGGUUUUCUGCCUCCUUCUCUCCCCUGCCUAAUGCAGAAAAAAGUGAUCUAUAAUGAGCAGGGACUGUGAGGAUACCAAGACUAGAUGACAUUCAAUCUCGCCUUUGACUGCAAAAGUUAGCAGGCCCACAGGAUUUGAGAAAGCAUCGAAGUUCCGAGCUGCUUUCGACUGUAGCCAGAGGAAGGCCAUGCAGCACUACGGCAAGAUUAACUCUGUGAGAAGUGAAACUGACUUAGGAUGACAAUAGUACAUAUUGGAAAUACAGACACUGGGUUGUGUCUCGAAGCUAUGGAGAUAGCCAGCCUUUACUCAAAUCUCCUGCUCUGUAAAUUGUUGCAUUUCCAGCAAAAGUCCUUAAACGGCCACGUUGUGCGUCUAGGCAUGCCUUCUUUGACCGUACUGUGUACUCUUUAACACUUUGCUUUGCAGGCGCCGACUAAGUGAUUGAAAUUGCAGCGCCUCGGGGAUUGGCGUAAAAAUGAGAAAAUUCACUUGUGCCUGGUUCUGGUCCAAGUAGUACGUUUUCGUAGCACAGGAAAACAACACCCUUAAUAGAUAAUUAUCGUGAAAUGCCUGGUUAUCCCAGAGUCGUCAUCAUAUACACCCUGUCUGCAACUGUCAAUGCUACAAACUCAAAUUUAUGAAAAAUCCAUAAACAGGAGUUGUGUCAAGCCGAUGUUUCGACAAGCGGACUUGUAUUUCUCAAGGCUAGAACAGAACUUGAAAUCCGGUCCACUUGUCGAAACGUCGGCUCGACACAACCCCUGCUUACAGAUUUUUCUUCGCAAGCUUCCAUCUUCUUCCUACCUUUUUUUUUUUUGGAACUCAAGUUGAAUGAUUUUGGAGCCAUGUGUGGAUGUUUGACCCUUUGCUUGUGCUUGUAUGAAAAAAAAAGUUAGCAUGCUAAACUGUUUAGCAGCAACUGCUGCCUACCUCCCUAAUGGGAAAGCUUGGCUGCCCCGUCCCUUUGCUACAAGUGACACAUGGCGACAUCAUGCACAUUUGAGCACUCGCGAGAGCGUUCACACGUCGAAUGCAUCCCAGAAGUGACUACUGACGAGACACAUACCUCAUGCCCGAUGAAAUGAAGUCGGCUGUCAUUUGUGCUGCCAAGUGCAAGGGCAUCGUUUCUACUGCCACACAUGAAAACUGUAUUCCAUUCGAGUUCUAUUUAAGCAAGAAUAAGUAACAGCUUUCGUAUCAAAUUUGAAAUUUUAUUUAGGCCGAACUUAUCUGCCUGAAGCUCAUGCAGUUAUGCUCCUCCUUAUCCGGAUUGUUCAUUUGGUCUGAUGGAAUAACAAAAAAAAAUUUAAGAAAUGGGAAGGAAUUUUGAAAAAAAACUUUGCCCUUGGAGAGUAAGAUCAGUGUAGCACAUUUUAGGAGUAACACAGUAUGAUCAUUACUGUUGCUUCCAUAACCCAGGAGCAGCUGUGAAUGCAUGCAUAAACAUUAAUACUUAACGAUACCCAUUCUCACAAUGUUUUUUGCCAGACGUAUUCAAAAUAGGAUGCUGCAAAUUUCCGUUUGCUGCCUUCACGCAAGACUAGACAUGCAUUCCAAUGGGUGUCGGUGUUUUUCGGACUUGCUGCUAAUAGAGUUGCACAAUGAGUGAGCAUCACACAUUGAACGCAAUAUUAGGUAAGGCUAAAGACUUGAGCAUCAAGCGGAAGCACUGCUUUUGGCACAGCCCUUUUGUAUGCGAGAAAGAAAAAAUUUGCGAGCGUUACCAGUGCUACGAAUAUGUGGAGGCUGCCUCACGCUAUGCUUACGACUAUGAAACGGCAGGCGACCGCCAGUAACGAAAAGUUAGAGAAAACCGAAUUCGAGCACAAAGAAAGUGUUAGUGGCUUUCAGGCUGCACGCUCCAGUGACGGCUAGCACUGUCAGAGUAGUGAAAUGCUAUUUAGAAGGCAGCGACUAUGCAUACUUCAUCUGCUGGAAGCAACGAUGCGGUCAUUUCCUAGAGAAACCAAGUGAGAAAGUGUGGCGCCUUCUGUAGGGGUCCUCCAACCCGAAAGCAGCUGGUAGCGCCUCUGCAAGCGUGACCACCAAGAUUGUUGGCGCAGUGCGGAGUACCUCCAGCUGUGCCAACGUGUAUAAUACACUCCUCUAUCUUCUCUGGCAAUUAAAAGUUAUGUAGGAGGUACGCUGCCUUUAAUAUCCGUUUUUUGAAGUGUCUUGAGAAGGUAAUUUAUGGGCACAGACCGAACACUGAAGGAGUUAGUAGCACCGAAAUCUGACAGCUUAGGUAGACUUGAUGUAUCAGCGGCUUUAGCAUAUUUUUAGAAAACUAAACUUGUAGUCCCUUUAGCACUACUCUACUAUGUUAAGAUGUGGAUGGCUAGCCUACUUGCGUUAAAUUGUAGCUUUAGGAAAUGACAAAGCACAUUAAAACGAGAAACUAACUGUGCAUCAGCGUUGCUUUGUGUGAUAUAUGCAGUACAGAAUUGUCGAAGUGGCACCUAGAGCUGAUGACUGAAGUUGUUUGUAAGAGCUGAAAAUUUUGCCGCGUCUUGAAGCUUUCAUGUGUUUGAUAUUGGUUCAGAUUUCUGUGAAGAGCUUCCAAGAGCUCCUAAUGCUCAUUUCUUUUCCAUUAACGUGUACAGUCACCAAUAAGAUUUUGGUAUGCGGGGAAAUGCAAAGAAAACGUGAAUUGCAGCUGCCGUCUUAGCAUGGCACUUCUAAUGUAACGCAAGACUCCAGGUCACAAGUACGAUCAGCCGAGACUACGGAUGUGUUGGUACGCGAAAAAUUCUUGCUAUUCCCAUGUUCCAUAAGCUAUUGUGGCAGACUUCUCAAUAUGUAUGUCAUUUCAGCUGCACAGCAUGCAACCGUAUGCUGUCAAUAUAGUUUACAACUGUUUUACAGAAACGGUUUGUUUUUGCAAGCCAGCCUAUUUUGAUACUUGGAAAACCUUUGUUACCGAUACGGCAGCUGGACUGCUAAUUAAGGGCUUUUUUUAUAUGCUUUACCCAGAGUCCCGAAAAAUUGAACAAGUGUUGAUGUAGACGUGCAAAGUAUUUGUUUCUAGUCGACUGACUGCAAGUGAUAUUUUCGUAUGCACUGUUUUACUAAUUGGUGGGUAUUUAUUAACACCGGCUAACUUGGCAUAUGCCUUUUGACAUUGCAUGUCCUUUUUGAUUUCUUUUCAUGAAAGUUUAUUUUUUCCUCGAUGCUUGUUAGAACUGACCUUUUUAUUUUUGAUGGGGUGAAAAAUAAAGGACAUGGCAGUGAUGCCAUAAAAUG